Kwoniella shivajii is the source of this 4272-nucleotide messenger RNA. RefSeq lists its product as uncharacterized. Gene Ontology annotation, cellular component: membrane. The record is from RefSeq and is a predicted model, not a curated record. Bases 1 to 4272 code for a protein of 1423 amino acids. Gene Ontology annotation, molecular function: ABC-type transporter activity; ATP binding; ATP hydrolysis activity. The transcript is spliced from 32 exons. Gene Ontology annotation, biological process: transmembrane transport. Lineage: Eukaryota; Fungi; Basidiomycota; Tremellomycetes; Tremellales; Cryptococcaceae.
AUGAUACCUUUCCUCGAACCUCCGAUCGGUAGUCCCAGUCAACCAAACUCAGAUCAACAUAACAUGCAGCUUUUGAAUGACGGAGCAGGUGACAACAAGAAGAAUGAAAAAUCACAUGGAAUACAGACGGAAGAUAGUAACGAGAAGCAGCAAGAUCAAUUAGAAUAUGAGGAAAAUCCCAACUCAUCACAGUCGCAACGACAGAUCAUGCAAUCAGAUCGUGAAGACAAUUCAAUACGGCGUACCCAAUUCAAUAGCCACUCACAUCCAGUGCUAUUCGGGCGUGAGAAUGUGUUUUCGCCGAACGAAAUAGGAAUAACGAGAACGAAGCCGAAGAUCGAGACGGAGAUGGAGUUACACCAACUUCAAGAUAUACCUUCUCAUCGAUCAAAAAUGGAUAUUCCAAGUGCUUUACUGAAUUUACCACCUCCUUUACCGUUUCACUUGAGUGUGAAGGGAUUGACCAUCGGUAUUCCAGAUAAGAAAGUUUCGUCGUGGAUACCCAAGUUCUUCAAGAAGGGUAAAGAAGAGACACCGUUACCUGCUAUAGGAGAGGAAAGGAAAAAGAAAUGGAUAUUGAAAGAUGUUGGGUGUGAUUGUCGUAGUGGUGAAGUAUUAGCUAUCCUUGGUGGAUCGGGGUCAGGUAAAACAACGUUGUUGAACGCAAUAGCAAACCGGUUAUCUGGUCUUCCUACCGAAUCAGGUGAAGUAGCUUAUUAUUCAGCUACAUCACAUACGAACACAGCAGAAACAGUAGUCACUGGUCAGAAACUCAGUAGGAAUGAGGUCAAACGGAGGAUAGGAUUCGUCAGACAACAGGAUUAUCUAGUUGAAUGUUUGACUGUUCGAGAAACAUUGACAUAUGCUGCCAAACUUCGACUUCCUACAUCUUUAUCAAAUGAGGCGAUCACCCAUAUUGUUGAUCAGACAAUUGAUGAGUUGGGUUUGAGAGAUGCAGCUGAUACUGUUGUCGGUGGACCGCUGAGGAAAGGUAUCUCGGGAGGAGAGAAAAGACGAUUAUCGAUAGGUUGUGUAUUGGUCACAUUGCCAAGCGUAUUGAUUCUCGAUGAACCGACAUCUGGUCUUGACGCUUUUACUUCCUAUCUACUUUUGCUCACCCUGUCACACCUUGCUCGUCGAGGGAGAACUAUCAUACUCUCGAUUCACGCGCCCAGAUCCGAUGCCUUCGAUAUCUUCGAUCGCAUAGCUCUAUUAUCGAAAGGAGAGAUCGUCUAUUCAGGUCUGAGAAGUGAUUGUUUAGGUUGGUUCAAAGGUUUAGGAGAAGAACUUGAGAAAGGUGUCAAUCCACUUGAUUUCCUCAUCGACAUUUCUACAGUGGAUAAUCGUACUCCAGAAGCAGAAGAGACUUCUCGAGCACGAGUGAAAGCUUUAGUCAAUUCUUGGAAAUCCCGCUCAUCGUCAAAUUGGGCCAAUAGAUUAUCGAAAACUUCAGUAGAUUCGUCCGUCCCAUCGAUACUUGCCAACGAAGCAAAUCACCCUCGGGUUAAUGAGGAAUCAAUCUCACCUGUAGAUGCGAGAGACGAGAGAAGACCAGGAUUAUGGAAACAGACUAUGGUACUUACCGCAAGAGCACAUAGGAAUGUGUACAGGAAUAUUCCUCAAUUAGUUGGAUUUGCUGUUCAAGCUGUUUUGUUGGGUGUGAUCAUUGGUAUUACCUAUUAUAGGUUACCUGAGACACCAACAGGAGUUCAAAGUCUGAAAAAUCUGAGUUUCCAACUGAUCCCUGGAGUGUUCUACCUACAACAAGUGUUCUGGAUUUACAAGUUCUGCACUGACUUGGUCAUCUUCGAUCGUGAAAGAGAGGACGUUACACCAUAUAUAAUAUCGGACUUCUUCUCUUACCUUGUUCCGAGUGUAUUAUCACCUACUAUCUACGUAUUAUUGGUCUACUUCAUUUCGAGGUUGCGAACAGACGAACUUGCUGCUCGGCUCUUCACUUCCAUCGCUUCUACUAUUCUUGUACAAUUUGCGACUCAAGGACUAUCCCUUCUUUCGGCAUCCCUUUUACGAUCGUUUUCUGCUGCGUCUCUAGUUGGCAACGCUUUCAACUUAUUCAUGAUUAUGAGUUCAGGAUUCAUCGUCACACAUGUACCCGCAUAUGUAGCUUGGAUCAGAUGGCUCAGUCCAUACUUUUACUCUUUCCGUAUCAUCGCUACCACCCAAUUCAAAGAUCGAGUCUUCAAUUGUCCGCCAGAUUCAGCGGCUAAUCUGAAUCAAUGUCUCGGUAACAAUGUCCUGAAUGGCCUGAAUUUCGACGCAUCAGUCAACAUCGGCGCAUGGUUCGGAGGUUUGAUUGGAGUGACUUUCAUGGAAUAUGCUUUGGCUUGCUUUGUCCUCUGGAUAUAUCCAGCUGGAGGCGUAAAGCAUGCUUCUGAAAUUGAAAGCCAUAAUAGAGGUAAAGGAAGUGACGUGAUGGAAAGUAACAUGACAAGAGACAAGAUCGAUGUUGCUGUGAGGAACCUUACUUUAACAUGGGAGAGGAAAGGUCGCGGAGCAGUCAAGGAUAAGCAAAAGACGAUUCUCAACGAUGUGUCCAUUCAUUUCCCUGCUGGAGAAAUAUCUGCCAUACUAGGACCAUCAGGUGCUGGUAAAUCAACCCUCCUCCAGCUGUUAGCUGGGCGAUCACUCAAUCCAGGCCCCUUAUCGCGCUUUACACACUCUGGAUCUUUGUUAUUCGCCGGCCAACCAUCAUCACACGCAACUCAAUCGAAUGUAGCAUUUGUAGAACAAGACGAUGAUUGGCAUCUCCCUUCUUUGACAGUCAGAGAGACUUUAACCUAUGCUGCUAUAUUGAGAUUACCAGAUAAGAUGCCUAAAAGACAGAAAGUAGCCAGAGCAGAAACUGUUUUAAGGAUGUUGGGAUUGAAAGAUUGUGCGGAUUUACCUGUUGGCGGUCAAUUGUUAAAAGGUAUCAGUGGUGGUGAAAAGCGAAGAUUGAGUUUGGCUGUUCAGAUGAUCAAUGACCCUGCUGUACUGGUCGUUGAUGAACCAACAUCGGGUCUCGAUGCAAGUAUAGCUCUAAGUGUCAUGCAGGUUUUGAGAGAUAUAGCCGCCACAGGUCGGACAGUGAUCGCUACGAUCCAUCAGCCCCGCAGUGAUAUCUGGAAACUAGCAGAUAACGUUACUCUUCUUGCCAAAGGGGGUGUAGUUGCUUUCAACGGAAGACAAUCAGAAGCAGUGGAAUAUUUCACUUCAAUCGGACAUCCUAUGCCAUCCGAGUUUUUCAACCCAGCGGAUCAUCUCUUGGAUUUAGUAUCAGUUGAUCCUCGUCCUCAAGGUUACGAAUCAUCUUUAACCAGAGUAAAAGGACUGACAUCUCGCUGGUCAACCAAAACAAACAAAGAACACGGCGAAGAGAAAGAGAAAGAGACAGGAUAUAAUGUCUUGACAAGAGGUGGAGGAACAACUUCCAUGAAAGUGGCGUUACCUGUCGUACUUGAAAGACAUUGGAAAAACCUUUGGAGGAGAAAAGAUGUUUUCUUCAAUAGAUUAGUACAAACACCUUUGCUUGGGGGACUGUUUAUACUAUUCUUCCAGAGACUGAACCAUGGUCCAUCUGGCGCGCAAGAUCGUAUAGGUAUAACUAUCGAAUCCACAUCAGCUAUUGCCUUUGUCGGUUUGCUCAAUGCAAUGGCAAUUUUCCCUGCGGAUAGAAAUCUAUAUCUACAUGAAGCUAAAUCAAGUGCAAGGUAUUCACCAGCAACGUUCAUGAUCACUUAUACAUUGGUGGAACUGGGAUUUGAAUUAGCCGGAGCUUUCGCUUAUGCUGCAAUCAUGAAUGUCGGAGUUGGAAUGCAAACAUCUGUCAGAAUUUACUUUGAAUUUGCAAUCACCAUUUGGGCCAUGGUGAAUAUGGGUGAAAGUUUCGCUAUGAUUUUUGGCAGUUGGAUCCAGACGGAAGGAUUGACUGUUACUGUUGUAUCUACUAUCUUAUCAAUGGUAGGUCAGGUUAGCGGAGUAAUUUCGUUAAGUGUGCCUACUUGGCUAGCAGGUCUGGCCUGGGGAACCUGCGUCAAAGCCGCGACUCGCGUACAGAUAAUCAACGAAUCCGUCGGACUAGUAUUCAACUGUACGCAAGAUCAAAUUUCAUCGGGGGCUUGUGUGGCUCAGAGCGGUGAUCAACUACUUGCGUUGUUCGGAUGGAACGACCUUGACACCGCUCGAUUUAUGGGUAUCAUGAUUGCUAUUGCUAUAGCCUGGAGAAUCAUGGCUUGGUUAAGUCUUGCAGGUAGAGUGGGAGGUAUCCGAUAG